AUGCACCAAGCUCCCCAAGAGGAAAGUUCAGACUCUACUCGUCUCUCAGCAAAGAGACAACGUGACAAAAGACCCCAGUUGUCAGACGCGAUGCGCGCGAGGCUAGGCCCACAGGAGCCUAGCAGGCCAAGGCCGCCAGCAGCGACAGCUUGGGGAGCGCAACCUGACCUUUUGGUCACUCCCAUGGUGCAGAAUGUUCCCCCGCACCAAGCGGUACGACAAGCUGGGAGAAACCUCCCAAACGAGCCAUCCACUGGCUCCAUCAGCAAAAGGUUAGACGACAUGCUCUCCACGAUUUUUUACUCUCAUAUUGUUCAUUACGACCCCCCAAGGGGAUUCCUCGUGCCUAAAUUCUCCAUGUAUGUUGGGUCCACCGACCCCUUCGACCACAUCAUGCAUUAUCGACAACUCAUGACUCUCGAUAUAGGAAACGAUGCGCUGCUAUGCAAAGUAUUUCCUGCCAGCCUACAAGGGCAGACCCUCUCAUGGUUUCACCGCCUACCUCCCAACUCUGUUGAUAAUUUCAGAGACCUGUCGGAAGCUUUCGUGGGACAAUACUUAUGCUCCGUUCGGCAUAAACAAAACAUCAACACUCUACAAAACAUAAAAAUGCAGGAGAACGAGUCUUUGAGGGAAUUCGUGAAGAGGUUUGGUCAGGCCGUGUUACAAGUAGAGGCUUACAACAUGGAUGUUGUCCUGCAGAUCUUCAAGCGAAGCAUCUAUCCAGACACCCCAUUCUUCAAAUCGCUAGCUAAGAAGCCUCCUACGACGAUGGGCGACUUGUUCCGGCGCGCGAGCAAAUACUCAAUUCUCGAAGAUGACGUGCGAGCAGCCACCCAGCAAAUCUUGGUUGUCGGACAGGCAUCCAGAAGUGGUGCGGAAAGAAGUGCCAAACUUCCGGACCGGCCAAGGCCGUCCGGUCGAAGGCAGGAAGAACAAAGCCGCUCGGAACCGCCGCCCCUCACACCCUUUUCCAUAUCCUAUGAGAAGCUUCUCCCUAUGAUCCAAGACAUGUCCGACUUCAGGUGGCCCGGAUCCCUCAGAACGGACCCAUCCAAAAGGGAUCAUAGUAAAAAAUGUGCCUACCAUAAGGAGCAUGGUCACACAACGGAGAAGUGUAGGAGCCUCCAUUAUUUGGUCGAAAAGCUCAUAAGGGCGGGACAUUUGAAGCAGUACCUUCGCUCAGAUGCCAGAGGUAGAGACGCUUCCCGAAAUCACAACUUUGGAACCCCCAGGCUUCUAGCCGCUCCCAAAGCCAUUAUAAACUAUAUCAACGGAGACCCAUUGGACGAGGAAUACGACUCCAAAUGA
Molecule: messenger RNA, 1311 nt
Organism: Vitis riparia (riverbank grape)
Lineage: Eukaryota; Viridiplantae; Streptophyta; Magnoliopsida; Vitales; Vitaceae
Exons: 1
Coding region: 1-1311 (436 amino acids)
Source: RefSeq, a predicted model, not a curated record